Messenger RNA from Lindgomyces ingoldianus, 825 nucleotides. RefSeq names its product thiolase-like protein. Gene Ontology annotation, molecular function: fatty acid synthase activity. The record is from RefSeq and is a predicted model, not a curated record. The transcript has a single exon. The coding region runs from base 1 to 825 and encodes 274 amino acids. Gene Ontology annotation, biological process: secondary metabolite biosynthetic process; fatty acid biosynthetic process. Lineage: Eukaryota; Fungi; Ascomycota; Dothideomycetes; Pleosporales; Lindgomycetaceae.
AUGUGCUUCAGCGGCGCUGCGAAGUCUAACUUCGGCCAUCUCGGAGGAGCAAGUGGGCUGCUUGGGGUGAUCAAGACAAUCCUCGCCAUCGAAAAAGGGGUGAUCCCUCCCAAUACGAACUUUGAGAAGCUCAAUGCCAAUAUCGAUGAUGCCUUCUUCCACCUGAAGUUCCCCACACAAGAGGUGCCAUGGCCGGAGAUGGCUUCUGGCAUUCGAAGAGCAUCGGUCAACUCGUUCGGGUACGGCGGGACGAAUGCGCAUGUUGUUUUGGACGAUGCCCGGUCGUAUAUGCAGCAUCGAAGGCUGACUGGCCAUCAUUGCGUCCGCGCGGCGCCAAACCCUAGUAGUCCCCCCCAUCACGUGCACACUGGUGUCAACGAAACAGACCGAAAGAUGCCGCGACUGCUCGCCUUUUCAGCGCUAGAUGAACAAGGGAUCCAGCGACAAUUAGCUACACAUUUUAAAGCUCUCGUUCGUCUUGGAGAUAGUGUCCUUGAUGACUACGCGUAUGCCCUGGCCUGCCACCGUGAUCCCCAUGCAUGGAAAGCCUUCUGUAUCUUGACAUCCUCCACCGAUGUCCAGGACAAGCCACUGACCCUGUCGGCGAAAUCCUGUCGGAGUGCCCGAACAAAUCCAACACUAUGCUUUGUCUUCACCGGCCAAGGAGCGCAAUGGCAUGGCAUGGGCCAACAGUUGCUCGCCUGCUCAAUUUUCCGGGAUAGUCUCAUUAGAUCCCAGCGCCGGUUAGAGCGGCUGGGAUGGACCUCCUUUCUCAUCAACAUCCUCAGUGACUCGAACCUGGCGCCCUUGUUGGAUCGAGCGUAG